Messenger RNA from Trichosurus vulpecula (common brushtail), 3614 nucleotides. RefSeq names its product mediator of DNA damage checkpoint 1 (gene MDC1). Lineage: Eukaryota; Metazoa; Chordata; Mammalia; Diprotodontia; Phalangeridae. Gene Ontology annotation, biological process: positive regulation of transcription initiation by RNA polymerase II. Gene Ontology annotation, cellular component: nucleus. The transcript is spliced from 16 exons. The record is from RefSeq and is a predicted model, not a curated record. Gene Ontology annotation, molecular function: protein binding. The coding region runs from base 197 to 3538 and encodes 1113 amino acids.
ACCCUGGUCCUCCCUGACUGAGGGUAGGGGUCAACUGCGCAUCUCAGGAUUUGGGUUGGCGCCCCCCCUUCUUUUUUUUAGAGGUGCAAGGGGUGUUAAAGAUGGAUCUCAGCUCAAGCCCCUCGUGUUUUUUACAGAUGAGGAAAUUUAGGACCCAGAGAACUUUAGUGACUUGAUCAAGGUCACACAGGUUAUAAUGGAGGACACACAAUUGGUGGAGUGGGAGAACCAGGAGGAGGAGCCCGAGGGUUCUAAUGGCUCCCUUCCGCGUUUCGGGCUGGAGCCUGUAGGGCGGCUGCACCUGUUCAGCAGUGUUCGAGGCCCUGAGAAAGAUUUCCUGCUGUACCCUGGGGAGAAUGUGGUUGGCCGCAUACCUGGCUGUACGGUGGCUCUGCCUUUUCCAUCCAUCUCCAAACAGCAUGCAGUAAUUGAGAUUCCAGCCCAAGGCAGGGCACCUAUCCUUCGAGAUUGUGGGAGCCUCAAUCAUACCCGCCUUCUGAGACCCCCCAAGCUCCUAAGCCCUGGGGUGGGCCACCAGUUGAGGGACCAAGACUUAGUACUCUUUGCUGACCUGCCUUGCCAAUAUCACCGUCUGGGUGAUCCCCCACUUCCUGGCCCCCGGGGGGCUCUAAGUGUGGAAGAGACACCCAGAGUUCCGGAGAUGGGGGGACCCCGAUUCCAGGGGACCUUAUUGGCUGAAGAUUCAGAGGAGGAAGGAGAUUCUCCUUUGGACAGGAGUGUCAAGGUAUCCGUCACAUAUUCCCCCUCAGAAACUGUAGUAUCAGAGAGUGAUGUGGAGGGAGCUUCACCAGGCACCAAGGGCUCUGCACUGCCUCUUACUUUCAUUCUGGAUAGUGACACAGAUGAAGAGGAAGCCCCUCCCCCAAUAGAGCCCUCUUUAGCUGCCAGGAGAGGGUCUACUGUAGGGACUCAACAUUCUUCCUUGGAAGAUAGCAGUACAGACUUGGAAGAGGAGGGUCUUUCAGUGAGACCAGCUAAUGCACACUUGGAAAUGUGCCAGCCUGAUAUGGAGAACAGUGAUACAGAUAUAGAAGAGGAUGCUAUCCCAGCAGCGCCACCUGUUGUCCAUCUGAGGAAAGAUCAGGUGAGCACAGUAGAAGCAAGUACUCUAGAGAAGUCAGCCCAGGAAGGAAUCCAGAAUUCUAUAGAACGGGGUAGUGAUCCAGUUGUGGAAGGUACUGAAGAUUUUCAGAACAAGAGUGAUGGUACUUCAGACCUGGAUUUACCAGAUACUCAGUGCUUUGUAAAAGGAAUGAAUCAGAAUCAUGGAGAUGAGCCAUGGGAAAUGUUGGCCACACAGCCAUUCUGCUCAGAGCCAUCAGGAACUCAGCCCAUCAACUCUUGCAUUGCAGCUCAUGGAGCUUGCCCCUCUCCACCUAAGACAGCCUCAGACCUACAGCCUGGUAGCCCAGAAAAAACAGAGCCCUCAAGGAGUCAAGGCACAGAGAAUCCAAACACAGAGAACCAGGGACAAACUAUGAAGAGUGACAUGGAGAACCAGGUGAUAGAGACAUCUAGAAUAACACCGGAGAGAAAAAUGGAAAAGAAAACCUUUAAAAAAAAGACAUUGGCAAGUAAGGCAAAGAGAUCCAAGAGAAAAAAAGUGAGUCCAGUAGUACAAACAGAGAUACCAGAAAGAGGCCAGAGAUGUGCAUCAAGUACAGGUGAGCAGAAUGUUAUGACACAGAAAGAUGUCAAAAGUUGUAGAGAAACAAAGGCACUAGAGAAGGAAAUGGAGAGGCAAACCUCUGAGAAAGACAUAUUUGAAAGACAAGCACCAGAAAGAAAAACCAAGAGUCUGAUGGUAGAAGGGAAGGUGCCCAGAAAAAGGCUGGGAGGAGAGGCAGGGGGACAGACAUUAGAAGAUUAUGACCAGGAGGUCCAGAAUCCAGCUCCAGUACCAAAAUCUAAAGUUGAGGAAGUUGACCUGCAGGAAUUGGCCUCAAACCCCCAAAUCCUCGGUGAUAGUAGAUCUCAGAGAGGCCUCGAUGAUAGCAAAAGUUUGCCUGUUGAGGAAGUACCAACGGGUGACCAGGAUUCCUCAGAUAUACCUCUUGUAGCAUCUAAAGUUCCAGUCCCUGAAGCCCCAGCCCCUUCCUCAAGUCCUAGAAUCACCCGGAGCCGAAAUCGAAGAACAUCAAAACCACUCCAUUCUUCUUCCUCUCCAACUUCUCAGGAAUCACCUAUCUUGAGGACAAGACGAAGCAGGAGGCAGGGGACUCUCCUGGCCCCAAAUAUUGAGCCUCUCCUCCCUCAGGAUUCUAGAGACAAAUCAGAGUCUUCUUUUCAGAGCCAGACACAGAAGCCUUUUAGUCCCUCCUCUGCACCAAUUGCCCCUGGGGCCCCUGAGCUCCGCCCUCCCAUCCCUAAAGACUUGCCUGUAAUCCCUAAACCCUGCCUUCAGAUUCGUCAAAGCCGGAAACGGGGGGCCACCAGAACUUGUGGGUCUACCACAGUUGUACCAGAUCUCCCUGAGCCCCCCACUUCCAUUCCAACAGAGUUAUCUGAAAACCCUGUGCCCCCACCCAAGGCUCUCCGAAGUCAGAGAGCAAGAGUGGGAGAACAUUCUGAGUCACUCACAGCUACCCCAGAGCCCUCCACACCUGAGGCAUCUGCCCCUAGAGCUACCAGGAACCAGAGGGUAGGGGCCGUAGGUACGCCUGUCUCCACCCCAGAGGCCAAGCCCAAACUCUCAGGCCAAAAGCGGCCUCUGGCUACCAAGGAGCCAUCUCCAUGCCCCAAGAAACCCCGGAGAGGUAGGUCCCAGAGACAAGAAUCCAGCAAGGAAGAAGAUGAGAAGCCAGUGGAAGUUGAGACUACCAUGAGGACCCCUGUGGGGGUUGCAGAACUAGCAGUUCAGGCAAAGGAGGAAGUCAAGGGAACGCCUAGCCGGAGCUUACGGAGAGCUAGACUCAGUCGAGAAUCAAGAGUUCCCAAGGUGCUCUUCACAGGUGUGGUAGAUGCACCAGGAGAGCAGGCUGUGCUGGCACUGGGUGGAAGUCUGGCCACUUCGGUGGCAGAAGCCUCCCACCUGGUGACGGAUCGAGUUAGACGUACAGUCAAAUUCCUAUGUGCCCUGGGCCGGGGGAUACCCAUUUUGUCUCUGGAAUGGUUGCACCAGUCCCGAAAGGCUGGCCGAUUCCUGCCAUCUGAUGACUUUUUGGUGAAUGAUCCCGAGCAGGAGAAGAACUUUGGUUUCAGCCUUCGAGAGGCACUGAGCCGUGCUCAGGAUCGGGGCCUGCUAGAGGGCUACGAGAUCUAUGUGACUCCUGGAGUGCAGCCCCCACCCCCCCAAAUGGGAGAGAUCAUCACAUGCUGUGGGGGCACUGCACUUUCUAGCAUACCUCGGGCCUAUAAGCCCCAGAGAUUCGUCAUUGCGUGUCCUCAGGACCUCUCAAGAUGCUCUGCAGCCAUUCGGGCUAAGCUGCCCCUCCUUUCGCCAGAGUUCCUGCUCACUGGUGUGCUGAGGCAGGAAGCCCAGCCAGAAGCAUUCCUCCUCUGCACCUCCGAAUCUUAGCCCUCCUACCCCGCCAUGCAGCCCACACUGUUUAAUACACAUAAAAUAAACUAUUUAGAAGAAAUGUUUCAUGAAA